Molecule: messenger RNA, 1002 nt
Organism: Naegleria fowleri
Lineage: Eukaryota; Heterolobosea; Eutetramitea; Acrasida; Naegleriidae
Exons: 1
Coding region: 1-1002 (333 amino acids)
Source: RefSeq, a predicted model, not a curated record
AUGAAGGAAAUUAAUAACGAUUUUGCUAAAGAAAACCCUGACACUCUUUUAGAAGCCCAAAAUACCCUUGCUAAAAUUGUGAAGAAAUAUGGUUCUCUUAGCACAAACAAGCCCUCAUUGAUCACUGAUAAUCGUAAUGUCAGACAAUUUCAGACUUUUAUUUUCGAUUUGAAACAAUAUCUCUAUAAGCGUAAACAUGUUUCUACUAUCACCAGCCAAUUUUUGAACAAUAAUUUUAGCCUCAACAAUGUCAAGGCUAAAUUAGAGGAAGCUAAAACCUCACUCAACAAGCUUAUUGGAUCUUUAUUGGCUGACCGUAAACGGGUCUUUGUGAAUAGAAUUAACAAUCUUAACUCUAAACAACCGUAUUCCUAUGCCUUCAGAAAAGAACUAGUCAGUCCUUCUAUACUCAAUGUAGUCCAAAGUAACCAUAACUCGACAAUUGUAGAUCAUUUUUCAGCCAUGUUUAAUACAGAACAAGAAGUGACUAAAACUCUCCCGGAAAUCAAGAAAAACAAUACUGUAGCCCAAUGGAAAUUCCAUCAUAUCACUGCCAAAGAGUUGGAUAAAGUUAUUUCUAAGACAAAAAAUUCUAUGGCUGGCUAUGAUAACAUUUCGGUGCCAUUGUUGAAAAUUCUAGACAACAAUUCGCUCCAAAUACUUGCAAAAUGUAUCAAUCACACAAUUGACAGUGAAAUGGUUCCUGAAGAAUUGGGUAUCGAUAUUCUACUCCCAUUACCCAAAAUCAACAUGCCUACAAAAUUAUCAGACUUUAGACCUAUAGUUGUAUUGUCCAUGAUCUAUCGUCUAUUUUCUUCUAUUAUCAACAAACAAUUCAUGAAUGUCCUUGAAGAGGCUAAUUUAAUCCACACUGCGCAACGAGGAUUCAUGAAAAAAGGUUCAACAUUAGAACACCUUAUCAGUCUUCGGACUGCCUUAGCAUACAAAUAUCAGCACAAACAAGAAGUAUUUGCUAUGGCUCUCGAUAUCAAAAAUGCUUAA